GACAACCAGGAAAUGACUUCGCAUUUCAGAGGAAAAGAAACUUAGAGACUCUCUCUCUCUCUCUGUCUCGCAGUGCGUGAGUUCAGGAAAAUGGCUGAGGCCAGUAUUUCAGUAGAUCAGCUUUCAGUGGACAAGUUCCUCUGUUCAGUGUGUCUGGAUCUACUGAAGGAUCCAGUGACGAUCCACUGUGGUCACAGUUUCUGUAAGGUGUGUAUUAAUGACUGCUGGGAUCAGGAUGAUAAGAGCGGAGUUUAUUGCUGUCCUCAGUGCAGAGACACUUUCACUCCAAGGCCUGUUCUACACAGAAACAACAUGCUGUCUGAAGUGGUGGAGAAACUGAAGAAGACUGAAGUCCAAGCUGCUUCUCCUGCUCACUGUUACGCUGGACCUGGAGAUGUGGAGUGUGAUUUCUGCACCGGGAGAAAACACAAAGCCGUCAAGUCCUGUCUGAUGUGUCUGGCCUCCUUUUGUGAAACUCAUCUGAAACCUCACUAUGAAGUUCCAGCUUUGAAAAAGCACAAGUUAGUCGAAGCUUCUGGAAAUCUACAAGAGAUGAUCUGCUCUCAGCAUGAUGAAGUGUUGAAGAUCUACUGUCGUACUGACCAAAGCUUCAUCUGUUAUCUCUGUACGAUGCAUGAACACAGAGGUCAUGACACAGUCGCAGCUGCAGCGGAAAGAACUGAAAAACAGGUGAGAACGUUUUAGAAACACUUUCAGAACGAAUUCAUCCUAAUUUUACUCGUG
Neoarius graeffei (lesser salmon catfish) is the source of this 744-nucleotide messenger RNA. RefSeq names its product E3 ubiquitin/ISG15 ligase TRIM25-like. The coding region runs from base 91 to 705 and encodes 204 amino acids. The record is from RefSeq and is a predicted model, not a curated record. The transcript has a single exon. Gene Ontology annotation, molecular function: zinc ion binding. NCBI's taxonomy places the organism in Eukaryota, Metazoa, Chordata, Actinopteri, Siluriformes, Ariidae.